Messenger RNA from Rhincodon typus (whale shark), 2661 nucleotides. RefSeq names its product fibulin-7. The transcript is spliced from 8 exons. Gene Ontology annotation, cellular component: membrane. The record is from RefSeq and is a predicted model, not a curated record. The coding region runs from base 315 to 1619 and encodes 434 amino acids. Gene Ontology annotation, molecular function: calcium ion binding; growth factor activity. Lineage: Eukaryota; Metazoa; Chordata; Chondrichthyes; Orectolobiformes; Rhincodontidae.
AACCUGAGACCUUUCCACACUGAUCAGACAGUUCUGGAGAGAACACCCCCCGCCCCCCAGCUCCCGCCGCAAGAAAACAAACCAGGGGUUUUGUUGUGGAUUCGAUCGAGCCUGGAAAAGGAGCCCGUUGUAAACACGGCUAGCUGCGCUCAUGUUCUCUCAGGAGCGACAUUCACUAGAAGCGAUGCCCUCUCUGUGAAUGCACCUGCUGGUCAGAGCCAGGGCUUUUCCUGGUGGCGGUGGGGAGAAAAGUCCCAGACGCGUGCAAACCCCGUCUUUUAGGAAUUUCCCAGCAUUAGAGGAGGGCAGACGAUAUGGUUCCUGCUAUCCAGCACAGUGUUUUUCUGUACCUGGUGCUCUCCUGCCUUUACCCAUCCCAUGCAGCGCAGGGUUGCCUGAACAAACAGAAAGUCCUAACUGUCAUCCGACAAAUGCAACAGUUCUUAAAAGGACAAGAAACACAUUUUACUGAUGGAAUUCGAACCAUGAAAGCCAAGCUUUCAGCCUUACAGAUCUCUGUGACCAAACUGACAGCAGACCAACCCUCAGCAACGUGGUGUCCAUCGCUGGAGGCUCCUAAACAUGGCAAGAAGUUUGGCUCCAGGUACAGCGCAGACCAUGAGGUGCACUUUGUCUGUCAGCCUGGCUACCAGCUCAUCGGCUCCAGUACCAGAGUUUGUCAGCCGAAUGGGCGCUGGACGGGAGUGAAUGCUAGCUGCACAGAAAUUAACGAAUGCGCCAGUAAUCCCUGUCAGAACGGAGGGCUCUGUGUGGAUGCUGUGAAUCAAUAUACAUGUACUUGCAUAAACAGCUGGAUGGGGCGCCACUGUCAGUAUCUGGGACAGACAGAAUGGAGUGACCUGUCCUUCAAUCGGAAACCCCGCUGUGCAGAGGUGGAGAGGACCCAACGCUGCAGUUGUGAUGCUGGCUUCCAUAUGAGUGGGAGCAGCGAGAACAGUGUGUGCCAAGAUGUGAAUGAGUGCGAGGUUUUCCAACUGGAAGGGAUUGCCAGACUCUGCAUGUACAACUGCGUUAACAUCCCUGGGUCCUACCGCUGUACCUGUCCUCCUGCAUACAAACUUCUCAAUGAUGGAAGGAGCUGUGCUGAUGUAGAUGAGUGUGCAACAUUGCAACACAACUGCACAGCAGGAGAGACUUGUAUCAACACAGGAGGAGGAUUUCAGUGUGUUAACCCACAGUGCCCGGAGCCACGUGGGAAUAUCAGCUAUGUCAAAACAUCACCCUUUCAGUGUGAACGUCACCCGUGCCCUAUGAAUAGCAAAUCCUGCCAUCAUGUGGCAAAGACCAUCUCCUUCCAUUAUCUGUCAUUACCCUCAAAACUGAAAACUCCAGUCACCCUAUUCCGUAUGGCUACAGCAGCUGCUCCUGGAAGGCCUGGGCCCGACAAUCUGCGUUUCGGCAUCGUAGGAAAGAACAACCAAGGGCAGUUUGUAGUCCAGCGAUCUGAUAGACAAACUGGUGAGCUCAUACUUGUUCAGCCUUUGAAAGGCCCUUGCACUGUAGAAGUGGAUGUGGACAUGUCUGAAUACCGUGACCGCACUUUCCAGGCCAAGCAUGUGUCAAAGGUCACACUUUUCAUUUCAGCCAAUGGAUUUUGAGAAAAUAUUCAGGGACCCUGAAUCUUCAGCUCAAGGGAUUUGUUUGAAUUGUGACUUUUAUUAUGGGAGUUUAUGGAUCAGAGAAAGCUAUUUUAUCUGAGUCCAAAUGCCACAAUAUAAUGAUCAGAACAUGUUACAUUGUCAGUUACUCUUCAAUUGUAUAUUCACAGUUGCGUUAGGCUCAGCUGGAGUCUUCGAGACUGUACUGAACUCUGUCAUUGUACAUGGCCCAAAUCUUUUGGUAUUUGUGUAGCUGUCCCUGUUUGCCCUACCAUUUGCCAGUGCUUGUGUGUCAUCAUCUCUGAUUUUUUCCCCAUUUUACUAUAGAUCUCCUGUUUCCUAUUCACUGUUAAAUGUUCUAUCUCCCGUGCAAUCUCCAUCAAUUAAUUAGAAUAUUUCCUGACAGGAAAUGGGGACAUCAGACUCGACAUUGUUUGCAACAACCAAUCACUGAAGAAAACCAAAUCCUAGCCUCCUAUUUACUCGAUAUUUAAGUGGGAAUAUGAUAUUGAGAUAGAGGAUCAGCCAUAAUCAUAUUGAAUGGUGGAGCAGGCUGGAAGGGUCAAAAUGGACUACACCUGCUUCUAGUUUCAAUGUUUACUCCUAUCCCUUAUAGGCAGCACCGAUAAAUUGAAUUCUCAUUAGUGUUGGGCUGUCUGGUACAAACAAGUUAAUGUAUUAUUGUGUACUCUAAAACACAGUGCAGUGUUUAAUCUACAUCAGGCACAUAGCAAAAGCAGUGAGGUACAAUGAGAAAUAUCAUCAUGACUUCCCAACAAAGUGUGUUCUUUGCCUUGAUGCACAUAGAAAAUUGACCCUUUGACCAUCAUGAAAUUGCCUGAAUUUGUUAGAACAGUAUAACAACAUACAUGAUCCGAUGCUGUUAGUUUAUUUUUGCCAUGUCUUCAGGAGCAGACGCCUGGUAAAAGUUAUCAAUGGGUUUAUAGAUAUGCACCGGAAGUUCUAAGAUGGUUUCUUGUGGAAACUCUUUAUUCCAGGCAUUGUUUUACUGAUUGUUCUAAUAAAAAUAUUUCACACUGCA